AUGACGAAAACACUAGAGAUUGACAUAAGAUCUGCAGAGGGGCUCAAGGUAAACCGGAGACUCGUAAAGGGCAAGACUUUCGCCGUCGCAAGGAUCGGCGAGAAACGUCGACAGUCUAAUAUCCACGAAUCGGGAGGAAGCGAUCCAACGUGGAACUGUAAGACGGAGUUGCCAAUGGAUGGGAAUGCACAGUUUCUCUCCAUUGAGGUAUUUUAUCGAACAGGUUCUGGGCGCGAUAAGCAAAUCGGAGAAGCUAAAAUCCCGGCGACGGAUUUCAUGGGGAGGUAUUCGCCUGAAGGUCAUUUGAAUUUCUUGAGCUAUAGAUUAAGAGAUGGGUUUGGGGAUAAGUGUGGAAUCGUCAAUGUUUCGAUCGUCGUUAAACCCGAUCCCACGGAAACGACGACGACGGCGAUGAGGGAUUACGGCGGGUGUUCUUCGCAAGCUACUGAGACUGGUUUGUGGAGACCCAGAUCGGAGACGCCGUCGAUUGACGGAUACGGAGUGCACGAUUCUAAGGAUUACGGCGCGUAUUCAGAGACUGGUUUGCGGAGACCGAGAUCGGAGCCGCCGUCGAUUGAUGAAUAUGGUGGCCGGAUUGUAACCGGAGUUCCGAUUUGGUGUGUGAUUCAACGGCCAACAUAA
Microthlaspi erraticum is the source of this 642-nucleotide messenger RNA. Lineage: Eukaryota; Viridiplantae; Streptophyta; Magnoliopsida; Brassicales; Brassicaceae. The record is from the annotation of a GenBank genome assembly.